UCAGAUCAAGUUUCAAAGUCUGGCAGGGAUCGUGUGUGUCACUUUCAAACAAACGAAGCCAUGCAGUAUUGUGACGGAGUCAGCUUUUAGGCAAGUUAAAACAUAUCUUCACUUGCAUUUAUUGCAUUGACUGUCUCACCUCAGGCAUCCUACUUGAGAUGAUAUAAUGGACCAGAACUUCUGUAUCAGAUUAUGCAUUUUAUGUGCAUUUCAGUCGGUGAUGAUGGCUUUUAACAUUGACCCUGUUUCCUGGAAAACCUUCACUGCACCUUCACCUCCACAGAGACAAAAUGGUGCCUUUGGCUAUAAGGUGAUACAGAGAGCAUCAAGUCUACUUGUGAGUGAUCCUUUAAUACAACACAGUCAAACUCAAAGAGGACAAAUAUAUCGUUGUGGUGUCACUGAUGGAAAAUGCAUUCCACUGUCCAUUACCGUCACCAAUGAGGCUGUCAACAUGUCCCUUGGACUUUCAAUGUCUCUAGAUCCUCCGUCUUCAACAGCAGUGGUUUGUGGUCCAACCAUACCUAAGACCUGUGAUGUAACCACUUACAAUGGCAUGUGCUUUAAAAUCAGUCCAGAUGAUGUUGUGAGCAGAUCUAUGCCAAAGACUCUGAGAGAAUGCCCACCAGAAAUUGAUAUUGCUUUUUUAAUGGAUGGAUCUGGAAGUGUAAAUUCUCUGGAUUUUAAUAAGAUGAAAGCAUUUGUUAUAGAAAUGAUCAAAAGUUUUAUAGACCGUGAUGCACAGUUUGCCAUUGCACAGUUUUCUACAGACUGUGACAUUCAUGACAAGUUUCAAGUCAAAAAACCCAUGGAAUGGGAAGAUGCAGUGAACAAGAUAUCUCAACAGAGAGGAUGGACUAACACUGCAAAAGCCAUACAAUAUCUUGUGAAUGAGCUAUUCGUAAGUAAAGGGGGUGUUAGACCAUCAGCCAGUAAAAUUUUGAUUGUUAUCACGGAUGGUGAAUCAACUGAUUCAAAGUUGACUGAAGCUGUUCAACAAGCACAAGCUAAACAUAUAACACGAUAUGCUAUUGGGGUUGGCAAUGCUUUUGUUAUUGGCAAAGCAAUAAGGGAGCUGGCAAUUAUUGCAUCUUUACCCACCAAUAAGCAUGUGUUCAAAGUAACCGGUUUUGAUGCUCUGAAAAGUAUUCGUGAAAAACUCAAAGAGAACAUUAUAGCCAUUGAAGGAACCCAGACCUCUGGAGAUUCAUCUCGAAUGGAGUUUGCACAGGACGGAUUUAGUGUAGCAUUGACAUCAAAUACAGAUAUGAUAAUGACCGCAGUGGGAGCUUUCCAGUGGAAGGGUGGAUAUCAGCUGUACAAAACAAAUGAUAUUUCAGAUCAGUCUUUCAAGUCUAAUUCACUCUUUCAAGCUGGAAGUGAGCAUGACAGUUAUUUAGGUUAUUCCUUGACAAUAGCAACAAUAUUCAGAGCAAAGUAUGCAGUCAUGGGAGCACCAAGACACAAGCAUAAGGGACAAGUAACUGUUUCAAGAAUUGAUCGAAGUGAUGUAAAGCAACUGGAUUCUCCUAAGCCUCAGAUUGGCUCAUAUUUUGGAGCUGAGGUGUGUGCGGUGGAUUUGAACAGUGACUCCUAUACGGACCUUCUUUUGGUAUCGGCACCAACGUACACAGAGUCUGACCGAGAGGGCUUUGUGGCUGUUUACAUCUUCACGCGUCGGGCAAACUUAUUUUUUUCGAAUACACUGGUGGGCAUGGCAGGUCAGAGGGGUCGGUUUGGCUCUUCUCUGGCCAGUCCAGCAGAUCUGAAUGGUGAUGGUUUCAUGGAUGUGCUGGUUGGAGCUCCUUUAGAGGAGGAUGGACAGGGCAGCAUCUACAUCUUCAAUGGGAUAGAUGGAGGGAUCAUUUCCAAAUACUCACAGAGGAUUGUUGGAUCGUCUGUGGGACCAGGUUUGCGGUUCUUUGGGAUUUCAUUGAGUCAGUCUUCUCUAGACCAGACUCGAGACAUCCUUCCUGACAUUGCUGUUGGGUCUAAGGGAGCAGUUCUGCUUCUCAGGUCCAGACCCAUAAUGCUCUUGGAAACCAAAGUAACUUACAACCCAACCAAAAUACCAACUGGUGAAACAGGCCAGUCACUGGAAAACACCAUGAAAGUGUGUUUCACCAUGAAUCGAUACAGUCACGACAUAAAAGACCUAUCCGCAAAUAUUAAUUACACCAUAAUGCUGGAUGCCAAACGACAGAAAUAUCGAGCAUACUUCUCUCCCCAAACCCGGAUCCUCAGUAAAGUGGUGAACAUAAAAUCGAAUGCAGAAACUUGCAGAAGUCAUCGUUUCUUUAUAGAUGCUUUCUCAGAAGAUGCCCUGAAUCCGUUGUCCAAUCAGUUAACAUUCACAUUUGAGGGUCAGCCACUUGCCAGACUGCAAAACAUAAAGCCAGUCCUGCACCCAAAGAUAAAGACCAUCACAGACCACAGUCUGGAUUUUGAGAUCAACUGUGGAUCUGAUGACAUUUGUAUCGAUGACCUCAGGAUGGAUUUCAAUUUCUCUGGAUCUACAAACAUAGAGGUUGGCAUAAUGCAGGAGCUCAACGUGACCGUGUUUGUAGAGAACAGAGGAGAAAACUCAUACAACACCCACUUCACCCUCAGCUACCCCUUUGGACUUUCCUACAGGAGAAUCACAUCUAAACAGGGUAGAGUUGAGUGUGUGUCUCUGGACGCUGAGCGAGGAGUUACGCUGGGAGAAACCUCCUGCCAGAUCAGUAAACCCAUCCUCAAGGGAAACACUCAGGCUGUGUUUCAUAUUACAUACAGCAUCGAUAAAGAAAGCACCUUUGACCAAAAUGUGACGUUCACCGCUAAGAUCAACAGUGGGAAUGACCAACACUCCGAAACCAGUCAAUUCCUCAAAGAGAAAAGCAUUGGUGUCAAAUUCGCCAUUAACAUUGCCUUAAUAAGACAUGAAGAUUCAAGCCUCCACAUUAAUUUUACUGCACAGAAACCUGAUCUUGAAAGACCAGUCAAACAGAUACUGAAGGUUGAAAAUGACUUUAGAGAAUUACAUUUCAAAGUUUUCAUCAAAGUACCAGUGAUUUUGGGAGACAAAUUCAUUUGGACAGACAAAAACCUACAGAUUCCAGACUGUGUGAAACAGAAGGAUGAACAGCCGCUUUUUACCAAUUUUGUGGAAGUACUUAAAAAGGAUCGUGUGUUGAACUGCUCUGUGGCGGUGUGUGCCGUGUUCAGGUGUGACGUCACUCUCAUAAAGAAUGAAAGGAAACUCUAUAAUAUAUUUGGCAAUGUGAGCUCUGGAUGGAUUGAACAGACUGGACUCAAGGCUGCUGUUUUUGAGUUGGUCAGUUCAGCUUCUCUGGAUUUUGACAAGAGCAAAUACAUUUUCUUUUCAUCUGAUUCUCAACACACUGCACCAUCCGUCCAGAUUAACACUCAAGUGGAGGUGUUUGAGGAGGUGAACCUGACCAAAGAGAUCACUGGAGGAGUAAUAGGAGGACUGUUGCUACUCGCUCUCAUCACAGCUGCUCUCUAUAAGGGUGGAUUCUUUAAAAGCCAGUACAAGGAGUUGAUUGAAAACGCAGAACAAAGUGCUGAAGGGGAGCCAACCACUGAAAAAUUAGGUUAACAUUACUAAACAACAACUCUAGAUCAAUCACAAUAGUGGUGUAUUAAUGUUCACAGACCAAAUAGUUUAUGCUUUUUUUUUUCUUUUUUUUUUAAAGUCUACAUUUCACUUUGCUGCCACCUGUUGAUCAAAUUUUAGAGCAUGAAACGGAGGUUCCAGCUGUUUGUUGUUUUCAUACUGUAUGAAAGUAAAAUGAAUAUAUUUUGUUUGAAAACAUUUCAAAAUAGUAUUGAUGUUUUAGUGUUUCGCUAGAAAAUAGUCUAUUUUGAGCAGCCAUGAGUUAUAAGUUUCAAAUGAAUUAAAUUUAAGGGAUAGUUCACUUUGAAAUUAAUUUUUGGUAUGUUUUAGCUUACCUCAAGGGCAUCCAAGAUGAAGGUGUCGUUGUUUACACAUUACUUUCAAUUUUGAUAUUUUUAGGUCAAACCGUUCUUGUCUGU
Molecule: messenger RNA, 4038 nt
Organism: Pimephales promelas (fathead minnow)
Lineage: Eukaryota; Metazoa; Chordata; Actinopteri; Cypriniformes; Leuciscidae
Product: integrin alpha-X
Biological process (GO): cell-matrix adhesion; integrin-mediated signaling pathway; cell-cell adhesion
Cellular component (GO): external side of plasma membrane; integrin complex
Molecular function (GO): integrin binding
Source: RefSeq, a predicted model, not a curated record